CGCUGCCGCUAUGUUUCACUAAGCUUGGUCAACCUUAGCGGGUAUUAAUCACCAACUCCCCCGCGAGGCCUAGAGGAGCCCUCGGGGUGCGUCGCGCCGUGGGUCGAGCCCUUACCACGACGAGCCUUCAGUGACGUGGCUUGCGAACUAGAAGCUCGCUGUGCAGUCUCGCGGCCUCCGACGCCCCCCAGGCACCGCCUCACCUCACAGCGUUCCGCUCCGCCUGAAUUAGUAAUCGUUCGUUACCUGUGAUUACUCCGUCGCGCCCACAGCUCGUUAUUGACUGACUCAGUCGUGGGUUAGAUAUUUUUCGCGCUGAAAUGUCGUAACGCAGAAAUCGUCCCGCAGAAUCCGCGCACUAGGAUUUCCAGCGCAAAAUAAGGGCAUGUUACCCUAAUGGAAUCCGUCUGGUUUCCAGAUGUUAAUGGUAGACUAUUGAGCCUCUGACGACAGCGUUUUUGUCCUCUAACGACUAGUAACGAGCUUCUGCUCUCGACAUCGGUCACUUGCCUCUAACGACGGCGGGUUUAGAGUUUUCACAGAAUUUAUCCGCCGCCCAGAAGCAGUAGCGGCGGUUGAUACCCGCCCUCAUUGGGGUGCAAUGGCGCAACUGCGCCAGCAUUGCGCCGCUCACUCCGCCACUCGUUCCGCCGCUCAUUCCACUACACCGCCGUUUCCCCGCCACCCUAGCGGCCAGGAGCAUUCCCUGGUCGCUGCGUUUAAAUCCCGGGCACUGAAUCGCCAGAUAUUAACUCCUACUUCGUUAGAGACCCGCAGCGGCAAUGUUCCACAGACGAGCCUUCCUCAGAAGAGCCUUCCUCAGAAAGGCUUUCCCCGCGUUCUUCAGAAGGGCUCUCCAGGGUGCUCUAUAGGAGGCUCCCUUGUUUCCCCGCGCGUUUCCAGCUGGGUUAGGGCGAACCCAAGUCUGAGCACUCGGCUCGGGCCUAGCCAGGGCGGGAGGCUCGGGCUGCACCAAAGCGCAUGGCUCGGAUCAGGCCCGGUUCGACCCGACCGUUUGACGCGGCUGGAGGGGGGACUAGGGUGUGGAUGUGACAGUAACGGGGGGCGGUUUGGCGGGGGAUGGGGGAGGAGCGUGAGAAGGGGGGAUGUGCGGGCGGCAGCGGGGGUGGAGAUUGGCGCUUCGGCGGCUCAAGACGUGAUUGGAACGCUGGGCCUCGAUACACUCACGUUCCUCGUGGCCACCGUUAUUGUCAUCCCCUUCUUCCGCAGCUUCAACGCGAGCCCCAUUCUCGGCUUUCUCCUCUCGGGCGUGGCGCUUAACCAACUCGGCCUCAUCCGCAACAUCACCGACGUCAAGGCGCUCUCAGAGCUCGGCAUUCUCUUCCUGCUCUUUGAAAUGGGUCUCGAGCUCUCCAUUGAGCGCCUGAGGGCGCUUGCCAAGUUCGCAUUCGGCAUGGGGCUGCCACAGGUUCUGCUAACCACUCUCGCGUUUGCAGCGUUCGAGCUGCCUCCAGACAAUGCCAUGGGCACUCGCCUGCUCGAGUGGGCUGCCUCGGCCCGCCCGGACCUGGUCAACAUCCGGUCUGUCGAUGAGGCCAUUGUGAUCGGUGCUGCUCUUUCUCUCUCCUCCUCGGCCUUCGUUCUUCAGCUCCUGUCAGAGAAAGGAGAGCUCGCCACCCGCGUCGGCUCAGCCACUCUCGGGAUCCUAUUGCUGCAGGACAUAGCAGUGGUUCCUCUUCUGGUCAUCCUGCCAAUCCUGGAAAGUGGGGACUUCACGGACGACAGCCUUUUCCCCUUGCUAGCCGCGGCGGGGCUAAAGUCGCUCCUCGGGCUGGGAGUGCUGCUGUACAUGGGCCGGCUCUUUCUCAGAAGGUUCUUCGAGUUUGUGGCCGAGUCUCGCAGCACGGAGGCGUUUGUGGCGCUCUGCCUGCUCACAGUCACGGGCACGUCGCUCAUCACCAGCAAGCUGGGCUUCAGUGACUCGCUGGGAGCGUUCUUGGCAGGGGCGCUGCUGGCAGAAACCAACUACCGCACUCAGGUUGAGGCGGACAUUCGCCCCUUCCGGGGUCUCCUCCUGGGGCUCUUCUUUGUCACGACCGGCACGUCUAUUGAUCUCGGUCUCCUAGCGGCGGAGUGGCCCAACAUCCUGCUCCUCCUCUCCGGCCUCAUCGCCAUCAAGACUGCCAUCAUCACGGCCCUUGGCCCCCGUGUCGGCCUCUCUCUCCCCGAGUCUAUCCGCACGGGUCUGCUGCUGUCGCAGGGAGGGGAGUUCGCCUUCGUUGUUUUCGCUCUCGCCAGCCAGCUCGGAGUUCUCCCAGACGAGCUGAAUCGGCUGCUGAUCAUUGUGGUCGUGCUGUCAAUGGCGCUCACUCCCCUGCUGGACUCCGUUGGGCGCUCGGCUGCAGAUGCGCUGGAGAGGAGGGAGAGGGAGAGCAGGAAGGGGGAGGAGGAGGGGGAGGAAGGGGAGGAGGAGGUGGGGUUGGAUGUGGUGGGAGGUGGUAAGGGGAAAGGGAAGAAGGGUGGAGCAGGCGGAGGAGGAGGGGGAGGGCAUGGGGGUCACUAUGGGGGAGCAGAGCCCAUAGUUAUUCUCGGCUUUAACCACAUGGGACAGGUGCUCGCCAACCUGCUGUCAACGCCGCUCGCCACCAUUUCAGGAGGCUCAGGAGGGGACGCCCCUGGCUGGCCCUUCGUGUGCUUCGACCUCAACCCUAAGCGCGUGCGGAUGGGCAAGCGCCUGGGCUUCCCGGUCCUCUAUGGUGACGGGUGCCGCCCGGCAGUCCUGGAGUCGGCCGGCAUUCCCCGCCCCCUAGCAGCCAUGGUGGUGUACUCAGGGCGGCAGCAGUCGGUGUCUUCUGUGGAGCGACUGCACGACGCUUUCCCAGGGCUGCCCAUCUACGCGCGAGCAGUGGACGCCACUCAUUUGGCGGAGCUCAGAAAGGCGGGCGCCACCGACGUGGUGCUGGAGAGUACGGAGGCGGGUCUGCGGCUCGGCUCCAUGCUGCUGCAAGACAUGGGGGUCAUGAGGGACGACGUGGUCUUCCUACGCCGCCUCAUGAGGGAAGCACUAGACAAGGAGGCAGUCACCCGCCGCACGCGGCAGCGCUUGCUCAAGGACAGACAGGAUUCGGGCAGCAGUAGGCCGCCCACGGGGGAUUCGGGCGGCAGCAGGGCGGCAACGGAGGAGCUGGGCGGCGGUGGCUUGGAGAGCCAAGGAGGGGGGCCGGGUGGGGAGACAGGUUUGGCUGAGGUGGGGAGGAAGGUUGGAGGAGAGAGCGAGGUUGGAAAAGGGGGUGGUGCUGGUGGUUUUGCUGUGGUACAGCUAGUGGGUGAUGACGUAAGUGGUGCCGCUAUUGCUGCUGCUGCUGCUGCUGCUGCUGCUGGUACUGCUGGUGCUGCUGGUGCUGCUGGUGCCACUGGCGCUUCUGCUGUUCCUGUUCCUGCUCCUGCCACUGCACUGGCACCGGGAAAAGACGUGGUGAUUACAAGAAGUCAAGCGAUGAGGGCGGUAACAGCGUUUACCAGCAAGGAAGGUGUUGAUGGUGUUGAUGAUGAUGGUGAUGAUGGUGAUGACAACAGCAGUGGGGAUGAUGGUGCAUCAGCGGGGAACAGGGGGCAACUGGGGGAUGGUGCAACGAUGAGAAUGGAGCGCAGUGAGACCAGUGAGAAGAAGACUGCAAAGAAAGGGGAUGAAGCAGCAGCAGCAGCAGCAGCAGGAACAGCAACAGCAGUACAGGCACAGGGCGACAGCAGCAAUCUUCCUGCAGUGGCGGCAUUUACUGGAGUUGUAGCGGCCACAGGCACAACAGUACCUGCAGGUCUUGGCGACACUUCCUUGAGAGGAAGUGUGACAAGUGGGGCAGAUGCGAAGGGUGACCUUUCAGGAGAGGCAAGGGGUAGUGGAGAAGAUGAGAUGGCUCAGGUGGAAGGCGGGAGCAAGGAGACCAAGGAGGAAGAGUUGUUUCCGGCAGACGAUGAUGGGCUACAGUAUUUUUCAGAUGGAGAGGAUUUCGUUGAUACGAAGUUAGGUUGUAACUCAAGCAGUGUUUCCCCUGAAGUAUGAUUGUUAUGAAUGGGACUGCCGAGUAGCGCGGAGGGCAAUGGCGAAACUGUGAACGAGUGAAUGACAAUAAAAUGAAAGACAAUACAAUAUAUAGAAAGCCCAGGGUGAUCCUGGUCGUAGGAUCGGAAGAUUCGGGAAAAGUAUCGAAGGGCCUCGAUGUG
Messenger RNA from Closterium sp. NIES-67, 4182 nucleotides. The record is from the annotation of a GenBank genome assembly. Lineage: Eukaryota; Viridiplantae; Streptophyta; Zygnematophyceae; Desmidiales; Closteriaceae.